This is a messenger RNA of Trichoderma harzianum CBS 226.95, 876 nucleotides long. RefSeq lists its product as hypothetical. Bases 48 to 722 code for a protein of 224 amino acids. NCBI's taxonomy places the organism in Eukaryota, Fungi, Ascomycota, Sordariomycetes, Hypocreales, Hypocreaceae. The transcript has 2 exons. The record is from RefSeq and is a predicted model, not a curated record.
CCGGGACAGAAGCGUCGCAAGAAUAGCUACUCAAUACUCAUUCUAAUAUGAAUUUUUUCAAGAAAAGCUACUUCUUAGCCCCAACAUGGGAUCUAGACCCAUCGGAAAUUGCCCUCGGAAGCGUCAUUGCGGAUAUUACAACCCCUCAAAUGUUUAUAUCUAAUAAGGACCUGCCAACUGAAAUCGACAAGAAAAUACACAGUUGGGAAGUUAAAGGAUGCUCGGGCGGUAUGAAGCAUUGGCGUAAAGGGGGUAUUGGACUGUUCACGACCUUGUUACAAGCUAUAAAAUCUUACUUCGCGAUAUCUUACGUUUCGACGUUAUCGUCGGAAUUUAAGUAUACUUGUGAGUUGAUUGAGACACGAACAUUCGCGCUCUCACCGCAGUUUGUUGCAAAGGCUGCAGCCGAUCCAGCUGUUGCGACUUUUCUUAAAACGGGAGAUAAGGUUUUUAUCAUCACCGGCGUCAAGAUCGCCAAAACGUUGGACAUUAUUACAAUAAAAGUAAUGGAGAACAGCACAAUCGUCCAAGCGAGCGCUGGAAUUCCAAUACCUGACUUGCAGAUCAAGGCCGAGGCUGGGCAAGAUCAUGGAAGAUAUCACACACACACGCAAAGGAUUGACGGCCCCAUCCUAUUUGCCUUCCAAGUCGCCAGACUUCGCCUUAAUCGGAAAAAUGUGCCAACUAUCGAGGACUAUGCAGGCAUGGAAAUACAUCCAUAGAGGGAUAAUGGGACUGGGUUACGAAGGUAUAGUUGAUUUAAGAGACUUGUGGAGGGUUUGAGGAGACGACGAGAAAUAUUAAAUCAUUGCUCCACAUAUGAACUAGAUACGCAUUAUGUCGAAUUGAAUACGGCAAAUGUGAAACUCUACAGUC